AUGACUUCUACAUUAUGGUUGGCGGGGACGCUGUGCUGUUUGACGUGGCUCCCAGGCUUUCUGGAUGCCAAAUCAUUAUUGAACACCAUCAAGCAGGAAGAGAUGGUCCCUGUCAGUGAGGUGAAUAUUGACUCUGAGAGGGCAAAUGACUUUCUGACUCACUCCAGACCAAAGCGAAAUGCUGACCCCAGAUGGUACAGAGGCAACCCAGACUUCCAGUCUUAUUACCGAUACUACAGCAGCAUUGGACACACUGAGGGGCUGUACGAGAUCGACAAGCUGCGGAUGCUCUACCAGCAGAUGAGGUACCUGGAGCAAACCUAUGGCCCCGAUGCUGGUUAUUUCCAGAGCAAACUGGGAGUGCCGAUGAUCAUGUGCGACCCGCUCACCGACAAGAAAUGCAAAGUGGCUCCUCCUCCUCCUCCACCUCCUAUGAAAGGUGUCCCAAAGCCCAAAGAGCCUGAAGGCACCCCUGCUCCUCUCCCUCUUCUCCCUCUGGGUCCAGGUAUCUCCCAGGCUGAUGUGCUCUACCUGUGCAACAAGAAGGACCCCCUCUGCAAGCCCCACAUCGUCUACCUGCCCAGCGGUGCCGUGCCCGUCCUCUGCGAUCCCCGCUACCACCCCCACUGCACCCCCCAGAAGAUGCCCCCAGCCCCAGUUGCAGUGCCCCAACCUCCUCCACCGCCACCAAAGAAGUCAGCUCCACCUCCACCUCCAAUUAUCCUCGUCAAGAAGUCUCCCCCAGCGCCCAUCCGCACCUUCAAGGCCAUGGAGUACGACUGUGACCCUUACUGGGACCCCGACUGCCUGAUUGACCACCCACCCAGGGCCAUCAAGGGGAAGGUUGUGGCUGCACCACCUCCUCCUGCUCCUGUGGAGGAAGAGGAAGAACCUGUGGAGGAGCCAGCACCCCCUGCUCCUAUCGCGAAGAAAGUCUCCCUCCCCUACCCUUACUUCUACCCUGCCCCUUACAACCCCAGGGAUGAUCUGUACGACCCCAUCCGCUUCCAGUACCCUCAGCCUGAUGCUGCUGCUGAUGAGCCUGCAGAGGACGGUUCACUACCCCAGCUUCCAAUAUACCCACCAUGUGAGCCUUGUCCUCGUCUGCCAGUUUGGAUCGUGGAUCUCCUGUUUGCUCUGCCCUGUAUGAAGCCCCUAAACCCUGCCUGCUCCCAGCUCCUUUUUGCCAUGUCCAAAUCCAAGAACUCAGCUAAGCCAUCUUUCCACAAUUCAAGCUACAAUAAACUGCCCUUUUAA
Messenger RNA from Scomber japonicus (chub mackerel), 1257 nucleotides. RefSeq lists its product as uncharacterized. The record is from RefSeq and is a predicted model, not a curated record. The coding region runs from base 1 to 1257 and encodes 418 amino acids. Lineage: Eukaryota; Metazoa; Chordata; Actinopteri; Scombriformes; Scombridae. The transcript has 5 exons.